AUGACAACUGUUAGAGCCUUGUUGGCAGUUGCAACUAUGAAUGGAUGGUUCACAACUCAGAUGGAUGUCACAAAUGCAUUCUUGCAUGGUGACCUUGAAGAGGAUGUAUAUAUGUCCAUGCCUGUAGGAUAUUCUGGUAUAAGCAGCAGAAUCUUAGUUGACUCUCAGGGAAAUAAUCCAAGCAAGAAUUCAACUCUUGUGUGCAAGUUAACAAAAUCAUUGUAUGGGCUCAAAAAGGCACCUAGACAAUGGUUCAAAAAUCUGUCCACCUCUUUGGGCAAUUCUGUCACUAUAGUGUUGGUGUAUGUUGAUGACUUGCUGAUUACAGGCAACAACAAGGGAGAAAUUGCUAGAAUCAAGAAAAUGUUGGCUUCUCAUUUUCAUAUGAAAGAUCUGGGGUCUCUAAGGUACUUUCUAGGCCUUGAAAUUGAUCAUACUGAUCAGGGCAUUUUUAUCUCCCAAAAGAAGUACACAACUGACUUGCUGAGAGAAGAGGGGUUGCUGAAUGUGAAACCUUUGAAGCUUCCUAUUGAUUCUCAUUUAAAGCUCUCUGCUGAUAAAGGGACACCUCUCCCAGAUCCUGCUAGAUAUCAACAAUUGUUAGGGAAACUGAUCUACUUAACAAUUACCAGGCCUGAUAUAUCCUUUACAGUUCAGUUGCUUAGUCAAUUUAUGCAUUCACCUACUUCAACUCAUAUGCAAGCUGUAAAAAGGUUGCUGAGUUAUCUAGCUGGUACUGUCUCUCAAGGUGUGUUGCUUGCAAGCUCUUCUGCAGCAGAAUUGGCUGCAUACUGUGAUAGUGAUUGGGCCAUCUGUCCAACCACUAGAAGAUCUACAACAAGUUACUGUGUUUUGUUGGGAAAAUCUCCUUUAUCUUGA
This is a messenger RNA of Chenopodium quinoa (quinoa), 879 nucleotides long. RefSeq lists its product as uncharacterized. NCBI's taxonomy places the organism in Eukaryota, Viridiplantae, Streptophyta, Magnoliopsida, Caryophyllales, Amaranthaceae. Bases 1 to 879 code for a protein of 292 amino acids. The transcript is spliced from 2 exons. The record is from RefSeq and is a predicted model, not a curated record.